Messenger RNA from Besnoitia besnoiti, 1770 nucleotides. RefSeq names its product tetratricopeptide repeat-containing protein. The record is from RefSeq and is a predicted model, not a curated record. The transcript is spliced from 3 exons. Gene Ontology annotation, molecular function: protein binding. NCBI's taxonomy places the organism in Eukaryota, Apicomplexa, Conoidasida, Eucoccidiorida, Sarcocystidae. Bases 1 to 1770 code for a protein of 589 amino acids.
AUGACGGGGCUUGGUGACCGGGAGGCUGUCAAGGCAGCCGGAGGCGACGCAGAUCUUCCGCGUGGCGGCUCUUUGCCAAAGGCAGACGAGGAAGCGGAAAACGAGAGGCUGAGUGUGUUGGGCACAGCGAGCUCUCAGAACUCGCUGUCGCCUUCCGCGGCGACGCCGCCUGCCUCAUCGCGUCCCACAGGCGAGGCCGCUGCGACCGAGCUUUCGAAACCCAGCUCAACCUCAAGCACUCCUUCUGAAGAAACGCGGCUGCAUGUCCCAUACACGGAGACCCGUGCAGACCCUGAGGCCGAACACGAGCCGGAGGGACGCGGAGCGGAAGACACAGAGGGAGAGGCCUCGGAGACCGAAGGGAGCAGCGAGGAGGAGGGCGACGAGCUGAGCGACGAGGAUGACGAGGGAGACCUGAAACAGAAAGGCCUCUCCCUAUUCGAAAAAGGGGAUUUCGAGGGUGCCAUUGACUGCUGGAAACGAGGACUACGCGCAGUGAACUUCGUGCUCUCGAAAGACUUGGACGAACCCGAGAAAGUAAAGGAAUUCGAGCAGAUGAGGAUGUCUUAUCGUCUGAAUCUGUCGCUCGGCUCUCUGAAGGCUGGGCACUUCGGCGCCUGCGUCACCUACUGCGACGACGUCUUGGACGUCGACCCGUUCCACCUCAAGGCUCUUUUCCGCAAGGCGCAAGCUUUGCAUAGCUUGGGUCGGCUCGAGGACGCCCUGGCGAUUGUCGACAGCUUGCUGGAGGCGCAUCCGAACAAUCCGGCGGCUGUGGAGCUUCAGCGCAAGCUGAAACGCGAAGUGUACGCCUACCGGAAGAAGGAGCGCGAAAUGGCGAAGGCGAUGCUGCAUCGCGUCGAUGCCGAUCCUCGCUCCGUGGCGCGCGGCUCUGCUCCCGAGGCCAACUUGGAGAAUGAAGGACUUUUCGGCCGCAUGAAGAAGGCGUUUGGGUUCUUCAAGAGCAUUUCCGCGGACGCGGACGCUGCGGCGCGGCGCCAAGCUUCCUCUGCUGUUCCGGGGAGCAGUUUCGCCUCGAACCCCCCGCCGUUUCCGCCUUCGCCCUUCGGCGCGGUUCCGCCAGGCGCUUCCGCUGCGUUGGCUGAGGAAAUGCGACAGUUUGGCGGCUGCGGCAGCGACGCGAACCCUUUCGCGUCUCUCUAUGGAGACGCGUCGCCCUUUGUGUCUGGCGCGCCCGGGGACAGUGCGCAGUUUGAGCAGAAUAUGCGAGACUUGCAGAGGCUCCUGGAGCUCAACCAGCGGCUGAUGGAGAGUCCACAAGAUGCCGGGUUUCUUCAGAAACUCCGGCUGGCCUGGGCCUUUUGCUCAUUCGCGGGUCGCGCGCUCUUCGAACGCGGCUGGAGCUUCUGCAAACGCAGGUGCCGGGAGACAUGCAGCCGAAGGCGGCCCCAGGCUCCACAGCCACUCUCCACGGCGUCGCCGUCUCCACAGAUGUUCUCCGCAUCGCCGUCUCUUUCGCAGGGCGCGAGCCCGUUUGAGCGUCGUGGGGGCGAAGAGGCAGCCUCCGAAAGGAUCGGCCUUUUUGGCGCCAAAGCCUGGGAGAAGAAGGACGGAGGCAAAAGCGGCGUCGGGCGGGCAGCCGCCAGGCGCGGAGGACGCUUUGCGACGACUCGCAGGGCGCCUGAGGAGAAGCACGUCCCGCGUUUUGAGGAAGUAGACGACGACGCCAACCCGGAAGGGGAACGUGCGGCUGGGCACGAGCCGAGGGACCCAAGUGCGUCGAACGGCCAAGGCACACCCCAGGAGUGA